This is a messenger RNA of Cladocopium goreaui, 893 nucleotides long. Lineage: Eukaryota; Dinophyceae; Suessiales; Symbiodiniaceae. The record is from the annotation of a GenBank genome assembly.
GUGCAAUGUUGGCGGAAAAUGUGUUCUUGGUCCUGAAAUGUUGACAUAGUGCAUAGUAUCCAGCGCCAUGGAUGCAGACCUUCUGCAGCGCUUCAAUCCAGAGGAUUUCUAUCGCCACUUCCUCGCGGACGGGCUCCGGCCCGAUGGCCGCGGCCUGCGACAGCAGAGAUCAGCAGAGUUGCAGCGGCACGCCCUGGGAUCGGCCCUUGGCUCGGCAUCCCUACGCCUGGGUCGCUCCAGUGUGCUGUGUGGCGUGCGUGGGGAGUUGGAAGAACUGGGUCGCAUCGAAGUCUCCGUGGAGCUGCCACCGCUCUGCUCCGCGCUCUUCCGGGAGAAGCACCGGGCGUUGGGACAGAUGUCCUUCCUCUCCAAGACUCUGACAGAGGUACUUAACUUGCCCUCCGUCUUCGACCCCAAGCAGCUGCUAUGCCAUGGAGACGUUUCAUGGGUGCUCCAUGUCCACAUCGUUUGUCUGAACUACGACGGCAAUGCCUUUGACCUUUGCCUCUUAGCGGCCAUUGCUGCAUUGGAGGAUGCCGAGCUUCCAGCGCUGGUGAAAGGAACUUUGGGGCCAGAGGCUGGAGAACGUCUUGCCAUUGCACCUGCGAACGCUGAGGACGUUGUGUCGGAGGCGCGAAGGCUGGUGCUUCUGGCAAGACCUCUGCCAGUGACCUUUGCUCGGAUGCCAGGUGGCCAGUGGGUGCUGGAUCCUUGCGCUGUUGAGGAAUCCUUGGGCGCUUCUGUGUCUCUUUGCUUCUUGGAGGGACGCUGGCUGGUCUUCCAUCAGGGUGGUGGUGCCGAUGCCAACCGCUUCUUGGAAGAGCUGAUGCCAGUGGCGCGCACAUCUACGGAGAAGCUGACCAAACUGUUCGAGAACUAAGAGGAAACCAAAA